UUUGUCUUGCUAGCUAUGCUUUACAGUGGAGUAAGCAGCAGCAUUGUGCUGGAGAAAAUGUAUGGGAGGAUCACGUCUCCCAACUUCCCAAAUGUCUACCCAAAUCACAAGGAGAGGAUCUGGAAUAUUACUGUCCCCAAGGGAUAUUCUGUCCGCAUCUACUUCACACAUUUCAACCUGGAGCUGUCCUACCUGUGUGAAUACGAUUAUGUGAAGCUGAGCUCUGCUGAGAGGACCUUGGCUACGCUGUGUGGAAAGGAUAGUACAGAUACUGAGGAGGCUCCGGGCAACAAGACAUACGUCUCUGUUGACAACCACCUCAUGGUAGUGUUUCGCUCUGACUACUCCAACGAGAAACCAUUCACAGGCUUCGAGGCCUUUUAUGCUGCUGAAGAUAUCGAUGAGUGCAAACAGCUGUUUGAUGGUGAACCCCUCUGCAAUCAUCACUGUCACAACUAUGUGGGGGGCUACUAUUGCAGCUGUCGGGUUGGCUACACACUGCAUGAAAACAAGAGGACAUGCACAGCCAGCCGUCAGAGUCAGGCUUUUGCUGAAAGAAUUGGAGAAAUCACCAGCCCUGACUAUCCAACACCUUAUCCCCCGCUCAGCUCCUGCAGCUACAAUAUCCAGGUGGAAGAUGGCUUCCUGAUCACGCUGCAGUUCACGGAGACCUUUAACGUGGAGACACACCCAGGAGUGUUGUGCCCCUAUGAUGUCCCUAAGGUUAAAACACCCAAAAAGCAAUUUGGCCCAUUCUGUGGAAAGACUUUGCCAGCAAAAACUGAGACACAGGCUAGUGUUGUGAAAAUUACUUUCAUAACUGAUAUCUCAGGAGCACACACUGAGUGGAAAACGAAAUACACAGCAGCAGGUUUGCCAUGUCCCAGUCCUGAAGCACCACCCCACGGUCACAUCGCACCAGUGCAAGCGCGGGACAUUCUGGGUGACCGCUGUGCUCUCUCUUGUGACAUCGGAUGGGUGCUACUUGAGAAUUAAAAUGUGGUGAAGUCUUUUGUAGCAGAAUGUCAAAAGGAUGCUUCUUGGAACAGCAAAGUUGCAUUUUGUAUUUUUGGUGACUGUGGUCAGCCUGCGGACACAGACAGCAGUGCCGUUACGUAUGUUACGGGGCCUGAGAAGACCACCUACAAUGCUGAAAUUUAGCACCCGUGUGAAGCUCCCCUCUGCACCAUGAAGGCUAAUGAUAAUGGUGAACAGCUAUGCAGUGAUGAUGGAUCCUGGAAAAACUCCAAAGGGGAAAUAGCAGUUCCUGUCUCUGAACCAGUUUGUGGAAUGCAGAGAAGUGGAACUGUGGAGCGUAUAUACAGAGGAAGGCAAGCCCAGCCUGGAGAAUUUUCCUGGCAAGUAAUGUUAAUUACAGAGCAAGGAGGAUUAGGAGGUGGUUCGCUUUUGUAGGACAACUGGGUUCUAGCAGCUGCUGAUGUCAUAGUUGAUCAAAGAAACCCCUCAGCUUUGAGGAUUAAACUGGGGAUUUUGAACCAACGCUCAUUGCUAAGCAGCAGCUUGGGCAGAAAAAAAACUUUUAUUCAUGAAGGUUAUAAAAAUGAUCUUGUCAGCUUUGACAAUGAUGCUGCGCGCGUUAGACUGCAGCAUAAAGCCUCGAUUAGCACCAGUAUCACACCCGUUUGUUUACCAGGAAAAGAAGAGAUUUCAAAUGAGAGCAAAUGAUGGGGUAGAACUGAGACGAGGAGCUCUUCUGUUCUCCUGCUGCAUACCGAGGUGGUGGUCAGUAGCCCGAAAGAACGUACAGCUGUGUACGCAAAUAAACCAUUUAAUGGAAAAUCUGUUCUGGUAACAGAAAAGCUGCUGUGUGCUGGAGCUGAGGAGGGUGGUGGAGGACCACUGGUGCUCUUAGGUGCUCAGCCCAGCAAAGGGUUUAUUGUUGGCAUUGUGUCCUGGGGCGCAGACUGUGCUUUUGCAGGGGUUUAUGGGGUUUAUACAGGAGUCACCAGUUACGUGCCUUCGAUUGAAAGCAUUAUUUUAAGUAGGUCCUAA
Molecule: messenger RNA, 2013 nt
Organism: Gavia stellata (red-throated loon)
Lineage: Eukaryota; Metazoa; Chordata; Aves; Gaviiformes; Gaviidae
Gene: MASP2
Product: MBL associated serine protease 2
Biological process (GO): complement activation; proteolysis
Cellular component (GO): extracellular region
Molecular function (GO): serine-type endopeptidase activity; calcium ion binding
Source: RefSeq, a predicted model, not a curated record